Oryza sativa Japonica Group (Japanese rice) is the source of this 1915-nucleotide messenger RNA. Its product is annotated as transcription factor HHO5. The record is from RefSeq and is a predicted model, not a curated record. Gene Ontology annotation, biological process: regulation of DNA-templated transcription. NCBI's taxonomy places the organism in Eukaryota, Viridiplantae, Streptophyta, Magnoliopsida, Poales, Poaceae. Gene Ontology annotation, molecular function: DNA-binding transcription factor activity; DNA binding.
GUCUCGCUUCGCCUCCGCGCGCGCGAGAGAGAGAGAGAGACGAACAAAUCCUGCGGUCCAGCUCGCAGAUUCCCACCUCCCCGUCUAUAUAUCGCCGCGCAGCUUCCAGAUCCCCCUCACCCACCACCACCACCGCCUUUCUCCUCCUCCUCCGCUCCAAUCCGCGACCCUUCCUCCAGUUCUUGUUCUUGUUCUUGUUCUUGUUGCAAAGAUUCGAGAGAGAGGGAGAGAGAGUUUUGUUUGUUGUUGUUGUUGUACAUGGGGCUGGACGUGGGGGAGAUCGGGAUGGGGCUGGAUUUGAGCCUGGACCUGAAGAUGUUCGCGGCGAGGAGCGCCGUGAGGAUGGCGGCGGCGGCGGCCAAGGAGGCGACGGGGGUGGAGGCGUGCAUCAGGAGCCUCGAGGAGGAGCGCCGCAAGAUCGAGAUGUUCAGGCGCGAGCUCCCGCUCUGCGCCCGCCUCCUCGCCGACGUGAUCGAGCUGAUGAAGGAGGAGGCCGGGAAGAGGAGGAAGGACGGCGACGACGCGGAGGCGAAGGCGGAGGACGGCGACAAGACGAAAUGGAUGAGCACCGCGCAGCUCUGGGUGGACAGCCGCGGCAGCGACGCCGAUUCCGAGAAUGACCGACGGAGCGGGAGCACCUCGCCGGCGUCGAGGUUGCUCGGCGGCGCGGAGGAGUCGUCGUCGAGGGCCGUCGCGCCGCCGCCGUACUUUAGGAGGGAGGAAAGGGUGGUUCUACGACCCGCUAUGCCGUUGCUGCCUCCGGCUUCCCACAGGUCGCCUCCUCCGGCGGCGGCGGCGGCUGCCACCGCCGCCGGCGAUGACCACCGGCACGUUGUCGCGUCAAGCUUUGCCACCGCCGUGCCGUCACCCGUCCCGGCGGCGCUUAGCUUGCAGGCUCAGGCGCAGCAGCAGCAGCAGCAGGCGAGGAAGUCGAGGCGGUGCUGGUCGCCGGAGCUUCACCGGCAGUUCGUCGCCGCCUUGCAGCAGCUCGGUGGCCCCCAAGUUGCUACUCCAAAGCAAAUCAGGGAGGUGAUGAAGGUUGAUGGGCUCACCAACGACGAAGUGAAAAGCCAUCUCCAGAAGUAUCGGCUGCACAACCGGAAAUCACCAGGCACAGCUUCAGCGAGCCAUUCGAUUGUACUUGUUGGUGAUCUCUGGGCUUCUCAGGAAGUAAGCUGCUCUCAAUCCGGAUCACCUCAAGGUCCCCUUCAGCUCUCCGGCUCAGGGGUGGCCGUCUCGGCGGCCACCGCCGGCGACAGCUGCUGCGAGGAUGAUGACAAGUCGGAAGGCUAUGUCCGAAAAUGAUCGAAAGAUCGUGCUCGUGGAAUCUUGCUAGACAGAGAGGUAGAUUGAUGGAUUUUCGGCUUGCGCAUCGAUGCAAAAUUGCCAAUAAUGGAUUCAGAAACUCUGAGGAGGAUGGUAGUGUUGGCCAUGUAUACAGGGAAGAUUGAGCUGUUGAGAGCUCAAGUGAUGAACUGAUCAUGAGCUGGGUUGUUGUGGAUGUGUAGAUGAAGAGCUGCUACCACCCAUGAGGCUUGCAAAGUGUCGGGCAGACCCCAAAUUUUCGCCCUGAGAUUUACAUACAUAUUAUACAUAAAUAUAUACAAGAUUCGCAUAUUGUCGUUUUUUUCUUGUGAUGAACUGAUGAUCAGUGAUCACAGUGUGAUGAACUUGCUAUGCUUGGGUGAAUAAAAAUGUUGCUUUUUUCCUCUCGGCGUUCAGGUGAAGCUCAAGCUGUUGCAGUUAGGUCAUUGCAAUGCAUGUGGUUGCCAUUAAGCAGAUAUUUCACAACGGAUUGCCAAACUGUAAUCUGGCUAUCUGAAAAGUUGUAACUUGCUAGCUUUCUGAUGUUUAGUCCUCUGUUGCUGAAAAUUCACCAGUAACACCAAAUACAACUGUGAACAAUCCAAAGUUC